Molecule: messenger RNA, 1170 nt
Organism: Wallemia ichthyophaga EXF-994
Lineage: Eukaryota; Fungi; Basidiomycota; Wallemiomycetes; Wallemiales; Wallemiaceae
Product: putative acyl-CoA desaturase
Exons: 4
Coding region: 1-1170 (389 amino acids)
Biological process (GO): unsaturated fatty acid biosynthetic process
Cellular component (GO): endoplasmic reticulum membrane
Molecular function (GO): iron ion binding; stearoyl-CoA 9-desaturase activity
Source: RefSeq, a predicted model, not a curated record
AUGCACGUGGCUGCUGUGUAUGGCGCAGUGGUUCUAUCACCCUGGCGCGAUCUGCACACUUACACGCUUGCGCUGUGUGUAGCAUCCUGGCAGCUGGCUUCGUUUGGCAUCACACUGGGUUACCACCGGUUAUGGAGUCACAAGGCGUAUACAGCGCGUCUACCGCUACGGACAGCGCUGGCUUUCAUGGGCUCACUUGGUUUCCAAGGGAGUAUAAAGUGGUGGGUGGUGCGUCAUCGGCUACACCACCGCUUCACCGACGAUCCCGUCCACGAUCCGUACUCUGCGCAGCUGGGGUUGUUCUGGAGUCACUGCGGGUGGAUUUACUACAAACGCGCGUAUCCGCGUAUGAAGAUGAUCGACAAGGGUGACUUGGAGAGCGAUCCCGUAGUCCGAUUCCAGCAUCGCCAUUACAUACCCAUCGCUCUCACCGCCGGUCUCCUCCUGCCCGCCGUGGCGGCUCGGCAGUGGGGCGAUGCGCUCGGCGGAUUCGUGUGGGGUGGUCUGGUCGCACGACUGCUUAUUUGGCACUGCACUUUUAUGAUCAACUCGCUCGCGCACUACAUCGGCGAUCAGCCCUAUAGCGAGGAAAAUAGCAGUCGGGGGACGCUUUUCAUCGCGCUGUGCACGUCGGGCGAGGGCAACCACAAUUUCCACCACGCAUUCCCGCACGAUUAUAGGAACGGACCGGCGCGUGGCGAUUGGGAUCCGAGCGCUUGGGUGCUGCACUUGCUCCACGCACUCACCAACCAGAUCCCGUAUCUGCAUCGCAUCACUGACACAGACUACCUCAAAGCUAAGGCGGGUAUGCUGUCGCUCGAGGCGAGCAGGCUGCAUGAGAGGAUACCUAAGGAGAAUGUUGCGAGAAGCGAGAGCGAGUUGCCCGUGUGGGGUGCUGGUGAGGUGAGAGAAAGGGCGAGGGCUAGCGGAGAACAUGCUGGACAAGGUGGAAAACAGCUACUGCUGCUGAUCGAUGGAUUCAUCGUUGACGCUACGCCUUACGCUGACUCACAUCCUGGUGGACGGGGGAUACUGACGGAGUGGAGUAUCAGCGCGACGGGUAAGCGCAUCAAGGAUUCAACGCGGGCUUUCGAUGGACUGGUUAACAAACACUCAAAAGGAGCCAAAGAGACUAUGCGUGUGUAUCGAGUGGCCAGAUAUGAGGAAUAA